Molecule: messenger RNA, 351 nt
Organism: Penicillium odoratum
Lineage: Eukaryota; Fungi; Ascomycota; Eurotiomycetes; Eurotiales; Aspergillaceae
Exons: 1
Coding region: 1-351 (116 amino acids)
Source: RefSeq, a predicted model, not a curated record
AUGAGCCAAUAUCACGUCGAUCAUGAAUCUCAAUCUAUCGAACAUGAAGUGUGGGAACACAACUCGGAUUACGUGCCAACCCCUGGGUACUGUGUCAGCCCCUACGUCGCACGGUCUGCCCUGAGCCUAUCUCCGUCUAGUGUACUUGAGAAUAGUGGCGACCCUAAGAGUAACCGUGGCCUAUAUCCUCUCCGAUUCCUUCCGUUGCAUGAGUGGGAAGAGGGAAGGGCCUACGAUAAGGACCUCCUAGCCUGUAUUCACUAUCGUAUAGAGUGGCGAGUGACAGUUAAUAAUCGGGAAGUAUCUAUAGACACCGAGGAAGAUGUCGUCUUGGCUCCUAGUGCUUUCUAG